Messenger RNA from Xiphophorus hellerii (green swordtail), 2303 nucleotides. RefSeq names its product solute carrier family 19 member 3a (gene slc19a3a). NCBI's taxonomy places the organism in Eukaryota, Metazoa, Chordata, Actinopteri, Cyprinodontiformes, Poeciliidae. The record is from RefSeq and is a predicted model, not a curated record. Gene Ontology annotation, cellular component: plasma membrane. Gene Ontology annotation, biological process: transmembrane transport; vitamin transport. The transcript has 7 exons. Gene Ontology annotation, molecular function: vitamin transmembrane transporter activity. Bases 157 to 1623 code for a protein of 488 amino acids.
AAAACGUGAUUUACAAUCACCGGCACCUUGCUGCUCUUUGACCUGGUUGUUGAUUGGCAAAACCAUCACUAACUUUAGAUGACUAAACCUGACAGACACGCAAGACCAAAGUAGCUGCAGCCACUAAGGACACAUACCAAAGCCAAGCAGGCAAACAUGGAGAGUGUGAAAAGAUUGAGCUCCGACUGGAGAUAUCCCACCACUUUGCUGUGUGUCUAUGGAUUCUUUAGCACAGUGAAGCCACUGGAACCUUUCCUCAUACCGUUCCUGACAGGACCAGACAAGAAUCUGACCACUGAACAGGUCAACAAUCAGAUUUUUCCUGUGUGGACAUACUCCUACCUGUCCGUGCUGGUGCCGGUCUUCCUGCUCACGGAUUGGCUGCGUUACAAACCUGUGGUGGUCUUCCAGUGUGUAAUGCUCUUUAUCACCACUGCUCUGCUGAGGUGGACAGAGAGCGUGCCGGCCAUGCAGGCCAUGCAGUUCUGCUACGGGGUGGUCACAGCCAGCGAUGUGGCCUAUUUCUCCUAUAUCUACAGUGUUGUAGAUCUAAAAAGAUACCGUAAGGCCACGUCUUACAGCCGCAGCGUCCAGCUCCUCGGAUACACCGUGGGCUCGGUGCUGGGUCAGCUGCUCGUCAGCUUCAACCUCAUGUCCUACAACAACAUCCUCGUGUUCACUUUGGUACUCACAGCCAUCGCACUCGUUGCCUCCUGCCUGCUGCCCAUGCCACAGAGAAGCAUGUUCUUCCACAGAAAACAUUCUGGACAGAGAGCAUCAGAGGAAGGCGCAAAGAGGCACAGAGGUGGAUCUGAGGAGGAAGAACAUGACUCACAAACAUCAAAUACAUCCCUGGGAGACAGAGGAGAUAAGAAGGAGCAAGGGGUUAAGGAGGAUGAAGAUUCGGAGGAGAUAAAAGGGGCAGCAUCCUGCAGCCAGGUCGUUCUGCAGCUAUGGAGAGAUUUCCGCCAGUGUUAUUCCUCCAGACAGCUGUUGUACUGGUCAGUGUGGUGGGCGAUGGCCACAUGUGGCUAUAACCAGACUGUCAACUAUGUACAGGUGCUGUGGGAGCAUGUGCAGCCCUCUCAGAACUUCAGCAUUUACAAUGGAGGUGUGGAGGCAGCAUCAAACUUGUUAAGUGCAGCAACUGCCUAUGGCAUAGGCUUCACAGAGGUGAGGUGGGAGCAGUGGGGGGAGCUGGCCCUGGGUGGCUUCUCAGGACUGGGAGCUGCUGCAUUAUUUCUCAUGACUUUCACUGGAAACAUCUGGGUCUGCUACACCACCUACACCAUCUUCAAGUGCCUGUACAUGCUGCUGAUAACAAUAGCCAUGUAUCAAAUUGCAGCAGACCUGUCGAUGGAAAGGUACGCUCUGGUGUUUGGGGCCAACAACUUUGGAGCUCUGCUUCUGCAGACAAUCAUCACUUCUGUUGUGGUUGACAGUGGAGCGCUAGGCCUUCCUAUCAUUCCUCAGUUCAUCAUUUAUGCCAGCUACUUCUCAGUCAUCUCUGUGGUUUUUUUGCUUCGGGGAAUAUUUAGCGUCUGUAAAGCACAGAGAAUAAAAAAGGAACAAUCAUCUUUAAAUGGAAAGCAAUCUGAAAUCUGUGAGGAACAUAAGUUCUGAUAUUGUAAAUUGAGACUUGAUUUUUUUAAAUCCUGUAUCCCCAAAUCAUGGAAUAAAACACCCUUUUUCUUUUUACUAAAAAAUCAUAAAAUGUUACGUGCAAUGUAGGAGUAGCUUACAUUCCAUAAAAACAUUAACAUAAAGUAAAUGUUAGUAAUUCAAUAUAAAAAGGGACAUUUAGGCUUACAGAUCAUGAAAAUGCUAAAUUUCAGAGACAGAACAAAAAAGCACUGAACUUUUGCUCAUUGACCCAAAGUUUACGUUUUAGAGAAAAGCAAAAAAUAAAUAAUUUGUCUAAAAGUCAAGGUCUUAGGAUCUGGAUGAAGAUGCAAACAAUCCAGGUGAGGAGAGGUCCAGUGGGAAGUCUGCACAGUAAUUAAAUGGGGAGACACUUUCAGCAGAACUUAGCACCUGCCCACACUCCCAAGAGCAAGAGUUUCCCUUUUUGAAUUGUAUUACUGAGAUAAAUGUACUUUCCAAUUAUAUUCUAGUUUAUUGAGAAGCACCUGUACAUUUAUAAAUGAAAGCUUCAGUCAUUUCAUGUUAUUUAAAAUUCAUUUUAAUAUAUAUUCUGUAUAUAUUUACACAUUAACUUAAAAUUCUUUAAUAUCCCAUGAAAGUGGUUUUUCAGUCCAUCAGUCAUUCUGCUUUCCCCCAUGGGUCUGUAGUUCACUGUCAUU